UUUACCAACACAGUCUACGCCUAUGGAAAAUUAUGUCAAUCUGCAUUUUAGCAGCCCACACGUGUUCCUACAUAUGUUUUUAUUAUUUAACGAAAUCUGAAAAUGCGAGCAUAAUUUCUCAUAGUUCAAGGAUAUCGUACAGUAGGCAACCGAGCACGUUGCAAAUAAAAAAAUCGUAGGUGAUUUCAGUCAAAACUGCGCAUUUAAUUACAACCAGAUUCGUGCAUCCUGUAACAUAUGGAAAGCGAAAACGUGAAGGAACGACUAAAUUCCCUGCUACAGAAGAAGUUAUCCGAAAAUGAACGCAAAUCUAUCGAGGCGGAAAAUUUGUCUACGUCAAAGGAAGUCCAAGAGGAUCCCGUCAAUAAAAAAUUGAAAAAGCAGGAACGCGACGAGAAAAACCUGGAAGUUGAAGAUCCGUCAUUCGCAUCAGCUGAUUUGUUUUCGCAGCACUUACUACACGAUAUUCUAAUUGAGAAAAAAAGAGCGUUAUUAAGAAAUAAGGAGGUUGUCGAAUUUAUACGUAGCAAAAUUAAAGAUUAGAAAUCGUCCAAUGUAACCACAGCUGCCUGAAGUGAGUGAUAAAGAAGGCGAAUAUUUAUCGUUUUUUUUUGCACAAAACUGGCAUUGGCAUUUUUUAGCGGCCGUUCGUAGCGAAAAUGUCAGUGUAGCACGCCACUGUUUCUUCCCCCACCAGCGUCUGUUUUCUGAAAGAAGUGAAAGAUGGAAAAAAUAUCAAGAUAAUGUGAACUCUAGCAGCUUUUGUUUUGGAAAUAC
Molecule: messenger RNA, 777 nt
Organism: Photinus pyralis (common eastern firefly)
Lineage: Eukaryota; Metazoa; Arthropoda; Insecta; Coleoptera; Lampyridae
Exons: 2
Coding region: 238-543 (101 amino acids)
Source: RefSeq, a predicted model, not a curated record